AUGGAAUUAAUAUCAUUCAGUAAAGGUACAUCUCAGUUGGAUUGUGAACAUGAUCAUCACUAUGCAUUGCUGCAACGAGAGACUGAAAAACUUCGAGUUGAUAUCGAGAAAAUGCGUAGUGAACUUAGGUCUGAUAUGAAAUCGACAAGGUGCAUAUUUGACGAGUUACGUGACGAGUUAGCGAAACAAAGGGCAGAAACCACAGAACUUAUUACCAAACUCGACAGGGAAAUCCUUGCAUUAAGGGCACAGUUAGACGCAGCAAAACACGAUGCCAUAAAGUUGUUCAUUGGUAUUCUUGUUUCUAUGUCGUUCAAAGCAGCAGCCUUUCUUCGACGGUUUCUCUAA
This is a messenger RNA of Musa acuminata AAA Group (dessert banana), 348 nucleotides long. RefSeq lists its product as uncharacterized. Gene Ontology annotation, cellular component: mitochondrion. The transcript has 5 exons. The coding region runs from base 1 to 348 and encodes 115 amino acids. The record is from RefSeq and is a predicted model, not a curated record. Lineage: Eukaryota; Viridiplantae; Streptophyta; Magnoliopsida; Zingiberales; Musaceae.